CAAUUUAUGUCAACACGUUUCUGUAAAAAUUAUUUGUUUAAAUACUUUUUAAAAGGUUUAAUUAGAAAUAUACUUUGGGAUACUUUCCAGAUUGCAAUAUGAACGUCAAGUUAGUUUUACGUCGUAUGAUUUACAGUGACGGGAUGAACCCGCUCAAGCACUCUGUUAUUUUUGUAAUUACUUUUUUCUUUUUUAUUAAUACCAUGACAACAACCAGUCUUUUUUCGUACUUGCCAAAACUUGUUAAGUCAUUUGGAGCAUCAGAAGUUCAAGCAGGAGAAGAUGCUGGAUUAAUUGGUUCUUCAUUGUUUUUUUCAAGAAUAUUUAGCAGCUUACUAUGGGGUUACUUUGCUGAUAAAUAUGGUAACAAAAAGUUGUUGUUUUUAUCAUCUAUUUGUAUUGCAAUUUCCACACUCGCAUUUGCUUUCAGUCGAUCAUUUACUUGGGCUUUUGUUACAAAAUUGUUGCAAGGUGCAGCAAUGGGUGUCGUUAUUAUUACAAAAAGUAUUGUGGUAGAUGUUUGUGAUGACACAAAUGUAUCUUUGGCUUUUUCAAUUUUAUUUACUGGCUAUCACCUUGGCGAAGUUAUAGGGCCAAGUUUAUCAGCUAUACUAGUUUUUCCGGCUGAGCAAUAUCCUAACGCAUUCAGUAAAGGUCUCCUAUUUUAG
Messenger RNA from Hydra vulgaris (swiftwater hydra), 668 nucleotides. Lineage: Eukaryota; Metazoa; Cnidaria; Hydrozoa; Anthoathecata; Hydridae. The record is from RefSeq and is a predicted model, not a curated record.